Messenger RNA from Mizuhopecten yessoensis (Yesso scallop), 1319 nucleotides. RefSeq names its product C3a anaphylatoxin chemotactic receptor-like. Lineage: Eukaryota; Metazoa; Mollusca; Bivalvia; Pectinida; Pectinidae. Gene Ontology annotation, biological process: G protein-coupled receptor signaling pathway. Gene Ontology annotation, molecular function: G protein-coupled receptor activity. The transcript has a single exon. The record is from RefSeq and is a predicted model, not a curated record. The coding region runs from base 232 to 1308 and encodes 358 amino acids. Gene Ontology annotation, cellular component: membrane.
GACUGAAAGGAAAGCUCAUAGAUAGAAUUAACACAAAGCAACCAAAGGACGAAGGGAUCCUUCUUAAACACUAACAUUAGAUUAAAAAAAAUAAUAGGUAAGGAUGUACACGAUGCCAAUAGGAUAUCUAUCGAACUGAGGAACACCUUCAAAUAUAUUAUGACUGACCAAGGUAUUCAAGCCUACUAUAAAAGAAUGGACAGGUGAUGAUUUUAUUAACAACAAGCAACAAUGUCUGCCAACAUGACUCAAGUGUUAUCUCUCCUGGAAAUAUCUCAACUGGAGUCCCAACAAAGAUUGCCAACAGUUGUGUAUUUAUGUGUUCUCAUCAUCCUGGGUGUCCUAGGCAACAGUGUGGUAAUAUUUGUGUACAUAUUUAGGUACAGUCGUUCAGACCUAAGACUGUACAUCCUAUGUUUGGCUGUACUCGACAUGUUGGCUUGCUGUGUAAGUAUGCCUGCAGAAUUGGUUGACAACUACUGGCCAUACAUGUUUUACAGUGACGCAUUCUGCAAGAUACAACGUUUCAUUGGCAAUGUGGCAAAGAUUGGUUCAGCUUUUGUUAUAACAUUGAUGGCUAUUGAGCGUCACCGCCGCGUCUGUGGUCCGGGUUUCAGUGGUGCACCUCCUAAACUCUCUCACCUCUACUGUGGCUGUGCCAUUGGUCUUACCCUUCUGAUUUCAUGGCCUAAGGCAGUCAUAAGUGGCACCAUUAUGGAACAUUUCCCUGGCAAUAUCACCGGCCAUGACUGCUCUGUGGCAGAUGCUGUGAGAAAUACCAAAAUACCAUUCAUUUAUACUAUAAUUCAACUAGUGAUUUUCCUUGUGAGUUUUGUGUUACUGAUCAUUCUGUAUUCCCUCAUUGUAAGGAGUUUAUACAGACAUUCUACACAGCCAGCCCACACUGGCAGUGACAGAGGCUUAAGACUCCUGCGUAGAAGUAGAAAAGUCACCAAAAUCAUGAUGGCGAUCUCUGCUGCAUUUCUGAUAAGUUACCUUCCCCAUUUUGUAAUUACAACCCUAUCGACUAUGAAGCAGACAAAAAACUUGCUAGCCCCGAGUCAACUGGUUCUGGGGGUUCUUCCCCUCCUCUAUCGAUCAUAUUUCAUUAACAAUGUCGUCAACCCCAUCAUAUACAUCGUUGGUGACGGACAGUUCCGCUCAAUCUGUUACGAAAAGUUCUGUUGUCUACUUCCUCAGAGCUUGAGGAAAUCAGGGAAAUGCAACACUUUACGAAAAAAUCAUGAUAACAUGGCAAAAGAUGCCAUGCUGACUGCCAAAGGUGUAAACGAAACUAUCAGAAUUUAAAAUAAAAAAGA